AUGCCGCGUAGCAGCCCAGCAAUCAAAGUCGCCUGUCGCCUGUGUCAUGACCGGCGUGUGAAAUGCGAUCGCAGUGAAGGCCUCGCGUGCUCAAACUGCCGGACCGCUCAGCGCGAAUGCCACCCAAUUGUCUCUCGCCGUGGACGGAGACGAAAACUCCCUCUCUUGCCUAAUGGAGCAAGCACACACAGGAGUCUUUCGGGGUCCUCUUAUGAUGUGUCGUACCAAGGGGUGACAACUCCAACGGUCUACCCGACUACUCAUAGUGCUCAAGGCGACAAAGAUCAGACCCAAGAGCCAUGCUUCCCGGCUUUGGAGCCCAGCGGCAGAACACCAUAUGUUGGAGAUUCUUCAAAUCUCAACUAUUUGAUCCAACAAUUUGGCAAUCCCUUUAGGAGUAACUUGGACACUCGCCCACUUCAAGACCAUCUCCAAGGGGCAAUGCUGACCCGAGUGGGCAAGUCGACGUCACAAGAAAUUGAAAGGCUUCAGGCGUCUAUAAUUUCACAUCUCAAAGCGGAAGGGGCAUUUGAAAUACCGCGACAGGAGACCAGCCGAGCUCUUGUCGACGCUUAUUUCCACUAUUCAUUCCCUCUGUUGCCAAUUCUUGAUAAGUCGACGUUUCUUGUUACCCUCGAUGAAGGCAAAUUUUCUCACCUUCUUUUGAAUGCCGUUUAUCUCACUGGCACGAUCUAUUGCUCAGAUGCCGUCAUCGAAAAUGCCGGGUUUGCAUCACGAUACGCCGCAAGCCUUACCUUUUACCAAAGAUCCAAAUCUCUUCAUGAUGCUGGUCAUGAGACCGAUUCAAUUGCAACAAUUCAAGCUACAUUCCUCAUGUGUCAUUGGUGGAGUGGACUACUCGAGCCCAAAGACCCUUGGUACUGGCUCGGCAUUUCCGCAGGAAUGGCACAGGCUCUAGGGCUGCAUCAAGCGUGUAGAUGUUGGAAAUUGAGCGUGCUGACAAGCGUGUUAGAAAGUCAUACACCCGCCUUGAAGAAAGAGUUCGAAGAUUAUGGCGAAGGUUGUGGUGGAUGGUAUAUGUCAGUUACUGUCCGAAGAUCUUCAGCUAUGGAUAUAAAUUUAUCGAUGUUCCUUGAUCGUCCUCCGCACGUACAAGGAAGACUUUGCAACGUUCCUCCUUUGUUGGAAGCAGACUUUGAACAAGUCAAUAGCUUCGAAGAGACAGACGAUCAUGGCAAUAAUAUCAAUGAGGUGAACCUAUUUGUCGUCAAUGCCGUCAAACUUGCUCAGAUAGUGGAUCGCUUCUUCACGCUCAAGUUUGAUGAAGAAAGUGGUCAUUCGCAAGAUAUCUGUUUAGAACAUGUUUCUUUGUGGUUGUCAACCCUGCCCCAUGAGUUUCAAUCGCUUUCAACAACUAGCAGUACAUGGGCCAUCUUGACUCGGGUCUUGUACCAGACUUACCGACUCGUUUUGCAUCGAAGCAACCCAAGAUUCUCUAUAAAUACAGGACCAGGCACUCCGACAUUUGAGAUAUGUACUGAAAUUUCUCACAUGCUGGAAAUGCUUAUGGCAAAAGACCUCGUAUAUGCAGCAGCAGGCAAUAUGUACGCUCACCCCAAAAGCCCACAAUUUGCUGAGAAACUUGCUGAGAUCAUUAUGAGAAUUGCCUCCGUGCUAUCAGUACUUUCAAUCCAUAUAAUCAACAUCCAUAGAGGGGAAGCUGGCGUCCGCAUGAUUUCGGAGCAUCGUGCCCGAUUCUGCAUGCUAAUACUCGACCAGUUGCAAGAUAGAUUACCGGUGGUUGCAGCCUUUUUUCCAAUCUACGAGUCUCUGCUUAAUCGAAAAUCUGCGGAUGUGCAAAGAACAAGUCCCGCAAAGGUCCAAGAGCGUCCGGCAACCAGGCGCUCGAUGCAAAAUGAAGGCCGCCAACUUGACAACGAAAGUGACAGUGACAGUAUGAGCAACACCGGAGGUUUGUUCGAUCAACUCCUGCAAGAUAAUAUGGGCACAUCGUUUCCUUUUUCGUUUCCAUUCAGCAACCUAUUUGAAGAUAUAUUACUAGGCUCCCCUCAGCCUACGGCUUAUUGCGAGGAUAUGUCUUGA
Penicillium soppii is the source of this 2064-nucleotide messenger RNA. Its product is annotated as Zn(II)2Cys6 transcription factor. Gene Ontology annotation, molecular function: zinc ion binding; DNA binding; DNA-binding transcription factor activity, RNA polymerase II-specific. Bases 1 to 2064 code for a protein of 687 amino acids. The record is from RefSeq and is a predicted model, not a curated record. The transcript is spliced from 6 exons. NCBI's taxonomy places the organism in Eukaryota, Fungi, Ascomycota, Eurotiomycetes, Eurotiales, Aspergillaceae. Gene Ontology annotation, biological process: regulation of DNA-templated transcription; DNA-templated transcription.